GUACGGGCUGGCAGUCGGCUGGUUGCCCGGCCGGCAGGCGAAGCAGAUCGAGAUCGGCGUGAGGCUGAGCUCUCUGCCCGAGAGAGGCGUGAACGCAGGGGGCGGAGGGGAGAAGAUGUCAUCAUUGCGGCACGCGAGCGUGGCUUGCGGGCCGUCGAGUUGCUCUUCGGAUUGGCUGCGGGGCCUCUGGCGGCAGUAUGCUACCCCUGGCUAAGGGAGACUGCCGCAGAGCUCAUCACCGGUGAGCAGAAGCUGUGCUUCGCCUACAUGGGCCUGUGCGGUUCUGUGCCGGAGGCAAUGCAGGUCUUCUUCAGGAACACCGUUGGCCUCCUGUUUAGUUUUUUGCUGGGCUACACCUCGUCAUUUCUGCUGGUGCGGCAGGAGAAGUUCUAUGAAGCAAUGUACGAAGAGUCUUCGGUGCUAACUCAGCUUCUCGAGGAGGCACCGUUGCUUUUGAAUCCUCCAGAGCUGCAGAGUUUCGUGAGGCUAAUGAAGCUGUACCUGGCUUCGAGCACUUGGCGGAAUGCGAGCUUCAUCCCCUCAGAGCUUGUGGCACGGGCUCUUCGCUCCGACAAGGAUCCUGUGGAGGAGAUGACCAGACUCCUUCUGACCAUACCCGGUGCAGGUGCGCAGCGCCUGCUUUCCUUCAUGACUAGCCUGCGAUCUGCCAGAUCUCGGAAGUAUUCUUCCAUGCAGCGCAUCAUCCCCACGACUCAAUUCGGUGUGCUCGUCCUGUUGGCCUUGUUGAUCACGCUUUCGCCUUUCCUAGACGGCAAGAGUGACAGCUCCGUGCUUGCUCAAUGUCUCUAUGGAGCGUUGGUCGAGGUUCUCAUAUUCGUCAUCGUCUACGUCGGCGGCGGGCCAGGCCUUGGCAUCUACACCACCGACAAGGAGCGCGCGACAAUCCUCGACGCCCUCAUGGAGCUGAUUGACAAAAUCGACGCCAGCGCGCGAGAAAGCACCGAAGCAGAUGAGUUGGACAUGGUCGAGAAGAGGUACGCACGAUACCAUGCGAUACCUCUGCAUGACCGCCAAGCUCAAGCGUGGUUCGCUUCACUGGAGGUGACAGUGGCAAUCAGAAAAGGAACAAUUUUCCGCUUAAGGCUGGCCAAAGGAGCAGCCUGGAGCUGGGAGGCGGCCGUCGUGGUUCUGCCGGUCCUCCGGCUUUGGAGGGAGACUGCCGGGGGAGACACCUUUGGUUACCUUUGGGCCCGAGACGUCAGACGUCGAAUCGAGAUUGCUGCAGAUUAUCCUCUUCGCCAUGGACCGCGGCUGAUCGGGUUUAUCGGUUGGCUGGGAGUUGGGAGCUGGGACGAGCUGGCGAGGCGGACGCAGCCGUCCCGUCGCAAGGAGAAGUUGAUCGGAGAGUUCAUGCAGCCAGCCUUCCGCUACAAACUGCGUGAUGCCUUGGAUGGCUCCGAAGGCGAUAUCAUGAAGCAGGCUCAUGCGCGCCGAGACGUGUGCAUGGCUGUGGAGAUCCCACUUCUCGCAAAGUAUGGCUACGAUGCAUCAGAAGAGGGAAUCCAUCAGCACAGUGCAGCCAUGGCUCUACUGCUCAAAGACUGCCCCGACCUAGUAGUAAAGAACAACGAACUUGCGCGCUUG
Messenger RNA from Symbiodinium necroappetens, 1605 nucleotides. The record is from the annotation of a GenBank genome assembly. NCBI's taxonomy places the organism in Eukaryota, Dinophyceae, Suessiales, Symbiodiniaceae.